AUGAUGAUAAUCAAUCACACCACAGUCACCUACUUCAUCCUGUUGGGACUGACGGACCGCCCAGAACUACAGCCUGCAAUCUUCGUGAUGAUUGUGCUGAUCUAUACCAUCACCCUGAUGGGCAACCUCAGCAUGAUCAUCUUGAUCACAAUUGACUUCCAGCUGCAAACACCCAUGUAUUUCUUCCUCAUUAACUUGUCCAUCGUGGAUCUCUGCUAUUCUUCUGUUUUUAUUCCGAGGAUGCUAAUAAACUUCUCAGUGGAGAAUAAGACUAUUUCUUACUUAGGAUGUCUUACCCAGCAUUUUUCAUUUGUUGUGUUUGUGACCACAGAAGGAUUUCUGCUAGCUGCAAUGGCUUAUGACCGCUAUGUUGCUAUAUGUAGCCCACUGCUUUAUACCACUCUUAUGGCCAGAAGAGUCUGUGUUUGCCUGGUAGUUGGGUCAUAUUUAGGGGGACUCUGUAACUCAUUGGUACAUACUUGUGGCUUACUGAAAUUGUCCUUCUGCGGCCCUAAUACCAUCAACCACUUUUUCUGUGACACAAACCCGCUGCUACAACUCAGUUGCUCUGACAACCAUGUCAAUGAGCUGGUGCUUGUAACCCUUUCAGGGAUCGUAGCUAUGUCAACACUUCUCUUCAUCAUCAUCUCCUACCUCUACAUCCUCUCCUCUGUUUUGAGCAUGGGCUCUGCAAGCAGGUACAAAGCCUUCUCCACCUGUGCCUCCCAUCUGACAGCUGUAACACUCUUCUAUGGGCCUGUGAGUUUGAGUCACGUGCAGCCCAGUUCAAGAUACUCACUGGAACAGGAAAAAAUUUCUGCAGUAUUUUACACCCUGGUCAUUCCUAUGCUGAAUCCCCUGAUAUACAGCCUCCGGAACAAGGAGGUGAAAAAUGCAUUUAGAAGGUUAAUGGAGAGGAAAAAAUGCUGUCCAUCAGCUUGCUUGUCAAGAUAA
This is a messenger RNA of Meleagris gallopavo (turkey), 954 nucleotides long. The record is from RefSeq and is a predicted model, not a curated record. Lineage: Eukaryota; Metazoa; Chordata; Aves; Galliformes; Phasianidae.